AGGAAGGGAAGACAUGGACCUAGAAGAAGAUCUGAUGAGUUCUGUCCUCGAAGAUGCUGCCACGGAGGUCAACCCCAGCGUCAACAACACUAAAAAGACGAUGCAGCUCCUCCAAUUUGCCGAACGCAUCAGCCACGACAUCCAGAGGUAUUUCGGCAAGAAGAACAAAGAGCAGGAAGGUGAGGAAGGGGUGGAGGGAAGCAGCUGCAACACUUACGAGGACUUCUGCUCCCUACCACUGUCAGGACGAGUGAUGUCCUACACAGAUCUGACCAGGAUUUCUCAGCCCGAGGAGACUGAUGAUGAUGAAGAAGAAGACUUUUCUGACCCCCACAAGACUUUUGAGCAGCUCUGGAGAUCCCUGAAUGAGAAAGACAAAAAGUUGGGGCCCCUGGCUGAACUUUUUGAGUACGGUCUUUGUAAGUGUCUUCAGCGACAUCUCUCUCCUGAUAAUAAGAAACUGAUGAGGCUGGAGAAAAAAUUUGGAUAUGUCACCCCCAUGCAGAGUAGAAAGCUACCUCAGUCCUUCUGGAGGGAGCCAACGCUCAGCCCCAUAGGUACCCCAAGUGGCAAUCCUCCAGACUUUAGUGAUCUACUGGCGAAUUGGACUUCUGAAUCUGGUCAGGAGGAUCUGAAUGCCAGCCGAGAGCAGCUUGGUGAGGUCACCAGUGACGGACACUGAGAAGUGGAGUGGGGUUUAAAGAGAGGUGGGAAACCUUAUUUUCCCAUUGGCAGCCUUCUUUUCUCUCAUUGGUUCAAUGUGCACAUUGCUAAAUGCAUAUUCAGAGAAAUGUCGCCCUCCACCAGUACAGA
Messenger RNA from Protobothrops mucrosquamatus (brown spotted pit viper), 813 nucleotides. RefSeq lists its product as uncharacterized. The record is from RefSeq and is a predicted model, not a curated record. The transcript has a single exon. The coding region runs from base 14 to 682 and encodes 222 amino acids. NCBI's taxonomy places the organism in Eukaryota, Metazoa, Chordata, Lepidosauria, Squamata, Viperidae.